GAACACUAUGCGUGGCCGCGCAGCGCGAGCACGAGCAGCUCGUGUGGGGGAGCUCACGAACACAUAGGAGCGGAUCGUCGGGAUCAUACACGCAGGAAAAACACGCGAAUGUGAACGUAGUGUAAAUGAUGAAGGAUGCGCUCGCGGGGAAAGGUCGCGAGAAUCGCUUGAAGAAGAAUGUGAGGAAAUCUUCAUCAGAUCUGACAGGGAUUAACACACAGACACACACAUCAGAGCUGUUUGAGCAGGGAAAGGGAAUAUCAGGAAUGGGGAACUGGAUAUUUCAUCAAAACAGGAGAGAAGAUCUGACAAGACUGUCGACCAGUGAAUAGGAAUUUGUCCGGAGGGGAGAAGAGAGUGAAUGUGUGUUUUCUUCAAUGAAUGAAGCAAGUAGGCGGCGUUUAAGACUGGUCUGAAGACAGGAGAAACGUGCUGGGAGUUUUCUCUCUACAUUGGAAUCUUGCAGCAGUGGCGGCCAUUUUUAAGGACCAUGUGGUUAACGGUACGCAAACGGCAUUUCUUUUCGCACCAUCAUGACUGCUGUGGCAGCAGAGCUAAAGUUUCUUUGUGGAUAUGGAUUUUUUGCUAUUGUGCGACGCUUGUCCGAGGACAGGGCUACUACCCUACCGUGAACACGCAGUAUGGGAAGUUACGAGGGGCGCGGGUUCCUUUGCCCAGUGAGAUCCUAGGACCGGUGGACCAGUACCUGGGCGUGCCGUACGCCGCCCCUCCAGUCGGGGAGAAACGCUUCCUACCCCCCGAGGCGCCCUCCUCUUGGUCAGGGAUCAAGAACGCCACUCACUUCGCCCCGGUGUGCCCGCAAAACAUUCACAACGCCGUGCCGGAAAUCAUGAUGCCCAUCUGGUUCACCUUUAAUUUGGAUAUAGUUGCCACGUAUAUACAAGAGCAAAACGAGGAUUGUUUGUAUCUGAACAUCUACGUUCCAACAGAGGAUGUCAAAAGAAUAUCCAAGGAAUGUGCCAGAAAACCCAACAAGAAAAUUUGUAGGAAAGGAGGAACCCAUUCGAAAAAACAGGGCGAGGAUUUAUCAGAGAACGACGGUGAUGAAGAUGAAGACAUACGAGAUACUGGAGCCAAACCUGUGAUGGUCUACAUUCACGGUGGGUCGUACAUGGAAGGCACGGGGAACAUGAUCGACGGAAGCGUGCUGGCCAGCUACGGGAACGUCAUCGUUAUUACACUCAACUUUCGAGUCGGCGUUUUGGGGUUCCUGAGCACAGGAGACCAGGCUGCUAAAGGGAAUUAUGGGCUUCUAGAUCAGAUUCAGGCUCUGCGCUGGAUCAGUGAGAACAUUGGCUAUUUCGGUGGCGAUUCCAAUCGCAUCACUGUUUUCGGAUCAGGAAUCGGUGCCUCCUGCGUGAGCUUGCUGACUUUAUCGCACCAUUCUGAAGGACUCUUUCAUCGUGCCAUAAUCCAGAGCGGCUCAGCCUUGUCCAGCUGGGCCGUCAACUACCAGCCGGUUAAGUACACAAGGCUGCUAGCGGAGAAAGUGGGCUGUAAUGUGCUCGACACACUGGACAUGGUGGAUUGCCUGAGAAAGAAGAGCGCACGCGAGCUGGUCGAACAAGACAUCCAGCCGGCGAGAUACCACGUGGCCUUUGGCCCAGUCAUUGACGGCGAUGUCAUUCCAGAUGACCCUGAGAUCCUGAUGGAGCAGGGCGAGUUUCUCAACUAUGACAUCAUGCUGGGUGUCAACCAGGGCGAGGGCCUGCGAUUUGUGGAGAACGUUGUGGACUCUGAAGACGGUGUCUCGGGCAACGAUUUCGAUUUCUCCGUCUCGGACUUCGUGGACAGUCUAUACGGUUACCCGGAGGGCAAGGAUACUCUACGAGAGACCAUCAAGUUCAUGUACACAGACUGGGCCGACAGAGACAACCCCGAGACGCGCCGCAAGACGUUGGUGGCGCUGUUUACUGAUCAUCAAUGGGUGGAGCCUUCGGUGGUAACAGCAGACCUUCACGCCCGCUACGGCUCCCCCACCUACUUCUACGCCUUCUACCACCACUGCCAGAGUUUGAUGAAGCCUGCCUGGUCAGACGCAGCUCACGGAGACGAGGUCCCCUACGUCUUUGGUAUCCCCAUGAUUGGCCCAACAGACCUCUUCCCCUGCAACUUCUCCAAAAACGAUGUGAUGCUCAGUGCCGUCGUCAUGACCUAUUGGACAAACUUCGCCAAAACUGGGGAUCCCAAUAAGCCAGUGCCUCAGGAUACAAAGUUCAUCCACACUAAAGCCAACCGCUUCGAAGAGGUGGCCUGGUCUAAAUACAAUCCUCAAGACCAGCUGUACCUGCACAUCGGACUGAAGCCACGUGUCCGGGAUCACUACCGCGCCACUAAAGUGGCUUUCUGGAAGCACCUGGUCCCUCAUCUGUACAACCUACAUGAUAUGUUUCACUACACCUCCACCACCACCAAAGUGCCACCACCUGAGACGACUCAAAAUUCCCUUUCCAUCAACCGGCCCAACGGAAAGGCCUGGCCGUUUAACACCAAACGACCUCCCAUGUCUCCGGCCUACAACAGCGAGAGCGGGAAGGAACAGUGGAACGGAGAAGAGGAACCAGGACCUCUGGUGGUGGAGAACCCGCGGGAUUACUCGACCGAGCUGAGCGUGACUAUCGCAGUCGGGGCUUCGCUCUUGUUCCUCAAUGUUCUGGCGUUCGCCGCGUUGUACUACCGCAAGGACAAACGUCGGCAGGAACAGCACCCGCAGCCCAGCCCGCCCCGAUCCGCCACCGGCAACGACGUCAACCGGCACGGCCCCGACGAGGAGAUCAUGUCUUUGCAGGUCAACCAGUCGCACCACGAGUGUGACGCUGGGCCGCCCGGUGACCCACUUCGUCUGGCCUCGCUUCCCGACUACACGCUGACUCUGCGCCGCUCGCCGGAUGAUAUCCCAUUAAUGACGCCGAACACCAUAACCAUGAUUCCCAACUCGCUGGUGGGUAUGCCUAACCUACAUCCGUACAACACCUUCACAGCCGGCUUCAACUCCACCGGCCUGCCGCAUUCCCACUCGACCACGCGUGUAUAGCUUUACGAAGAUCCGGAUAAAGGAGGGGACGAGAGGUUUCGGUUUUUACGUCACGCCGAGCAGAGAGGAAUAAGGACAAUGAAGGAGACAAAAGCAUUUGAGUAAACGUUCGCAACAAGGAGCGAAAAGAGUUCUUUCCAGAUGUCAAGAUGUGCAAACCUGCCAAAACAAAACUGCUCUCUUUGAGAAGGGGCGAACGUUUCAAGCAGUAUUUUUUCUAAUCAUCAUUUUAAAAGAAAAACGCCUUUUUAAGCCAGAACCGGGCAAACGGGGCGAUCACUUUUUCUUGAAUAAUUAACAAAAAAAUAAGAAAAACAAAGGAAAGUGCAUUUUAUUUCCCAUCACAAUCUUUUGUGGGAAACAAGUUUGAAAACAGUGCCAUCUACUUCAUAUCGCUUUUCAUUAUCUUUUAAAUGCCUUAUAAAGAGCUUGUUUUCUUUCUCUUUAUUCACUGAUCUAUCCCUGAGAUGAGUUUUUGUGUUGUGAUCUGACUGGGAUUCCAGGAAACGUGGAAAACAGGGAAUUGAAACAGUAUCAGCAGAGCAUUUUCAUAACCUCACACGUGAUGUUUUAACUUCUUUUCUUGGUUCCACUGAAAAUCCUUUGUUUGAAACUUUGCCAUGGGACAAGACUAGAGACUUUUAAACUUACUGUAACUGUUUUGCAUCUUUUACAACAAAAAUGGGAUCUUCAUGAAAUGCACACGUACACCCAACAAUCACAACACUGUUCGGUGUGUGUGUGUCUGUGUGCGAGUGUGUGCGUGCGUGUGUGUGUGUGUACAUUUGAUUUCCUCUUGCCAUCAUUUUUUGUUGUUGAAUAUUCGUGUGAUAAGGGUGGGGCGGGGGGCUGGGGGUUCUUUACCAUCGCAUUGAUUUUGUUUACCACAAAUAGUGUUUCAACUGCGUCUAUGGUCGUCUGUCUUUGCGAUAUAGAACCUUUUUGUUAUUUUUAAAAAGUUACAUAUGUCUAAUUUUGCUUAAGAAUUACAAAAUAAAAGUCUAUUAUUUUACAUGCAAGAGAAAACAAUAGCUUAAGAUUGAACUGAACUAACAGACAUGAUUCUCCAUUUGACUUUGUAAGCGUUUUUCUCGACCGGAGACGGUGGCCUCGAUACACUGAAUAAUCCGUCAGUGUAGACCUGUGUUUCCUUAAAUAUAUAUAUAAAUAUGGAAAUACAUACAUAUAUGUAUAGGGCUUUUAUGAAGAUUUAUGCUCCCAUUGACCUAAACGUGCAAAUGAGCACUAUUAGAUUCAGAUAUUAGGAUGAAAGCACCAAUAUACAGAGUUAACACCAUAAUCU
Molecule: messenger RNA, 4358 nt
Organism: Misgurnus anguillicaudatus (oriental weatherfish)
Lineage: Eukaryota; Metazoa; Chordata; Actinopteri; Cypriniformes; Cobitidae
Gene: nlgn3a
Product: neuroligin 3a
Cellular component (GO): membrane
Molecular function (GO): neurexin family protein binding
Source: RefSeq, a predicted model, not a curated record